This is a messenger RNA of Phragmites australis (common reed), 765 nucleotides long. RefSeq lists its product as uncharacterized. The record is from RefSeq and is a predicted model, not a curated record. The transcript has a single exon. NCBI's taxonomy places the organism in Eukaryota, Viridiplantae, Streptophyta, Magnoliopsida, Poales, Poaceae. Gene Ontology annotation, molecular function: calcium ion binding. The coding region runs from base 119 to 478 and encodes 119 amino acids.
GAAGCCUGAGUGCCUAUAAAAAAGAGGAACGAUUAGUUGCAAGCUCGCUCCGACAUGCAGGCCUAGCUAGCUAGUGGAAGUUAGAUUAGCUUCAGCUUCAGCUGCUAGCCAUUCCACCAUGUCCACGGCCAAGUGCCUUACACCGGCCGCGCCCAGGUGCCUGUUCCCUGGCAGGGAGCACAGGACCACGGUCACGGCGGAAGAGUUCAAGCAGUGGCUGAAGCAGUUCGACACCGACGGCGACGGCCGGAUCAGCAGGCGGGAGCUCCGGGAGGCCAUCCGCCGCCGGGGAGCGUGGUUCUCCACCGUGAAGGCCUGGUGCGCCGUCCGGCACGCCGACAGGGACCGCAGCGGUUACGUGGACGACUGGGAGAUGGAGAACCUCAUCGACUUCGCUGAGAAGGAGCUGGGCUUCCAGAUAUCUAAGGAGCCGCCUGGUCGAGUGAACUCUUCUGGUUUCCUCAACAGGAAACGAUGAACUGUUCUUCUGGUUUUCAUGCAACAAACGUAACGUAUGAAGUACGAACGUAGCGUGGUCUGUACCGUAGACCGUAGUAGCUAUAUAACCAGCUAGCAGUUUUUCUUUCUUUGUUUCCCUUUUCUCUAUGUUUUUGCCACUUUUAGCUUCUCCUCCCGAAUAAUAUGUGAGGAAGAAGGAGGAGAUGUACUCUGGAGAUCGCAGCUUGUUUGAGUGCACGUAUGUAUGACGUAUUGAUGGUUAUAUGUUUUUGGUAUGUAAAUGAUCUGCAACCCGUUCUCUCGUGU